Molecule: messenger RNA, 588 nt
Organism: Trichoplax adhaerens
Lineage: Eukaryota; Metazoa; Placozoa; Uniplacotomia; Trichoplacea; Trichoplacidae
Exons: 6
Cellular component (GO): cytoplasm
Source: RefSeq, a predicted model, not a curated record
UUAAGAAAUUUUACUUCUCGCAAGCAAUUGUUAUCAAAAUAUGGAACGAAAAUUAUUCGACUAAGCUCUGCCAAUACCUAUUCCUAUAAUAAAUUUGAUACCACCUUAUCAAAUUAUGUUAACAACUAUAUCAAACCGCAAAGCCUGGAAGAACUGGGCGUAGACACAUAUUAUUUCUUUGGAGACAAUAACCAUACGGAAUGGAAAACGCUGUUUUCCUACUAUUAUAAGCCGCCAUAUAAUAUCCCUGGCUUUACCUCAAUGCUAAGUUUUGGUAUUGCGGGUCCUGGUAGCGGAGUACCUUUUCAUUUUCAUGGACCUGUAUUCAGUGAAACUCUCCAUGGAAAAAAGGCUAGAUUAAGCUCAUGUCACUGGCUUCUAUACCCUCCUAAUCGUAAACCGCAAUUUGAUCCCAACCAAACAACACUCCAAUGGCUUACCUGCCAGUAUACAAAGUUAAACAUCAAUGAACAACCCUUUGAAUGUUCAGUAGAACCGAACGAGAUAAUUUAUGUUCCAAGUGGCUGGUGGCAUGCAACGAUCAAUAUGAAAACUACAGUUUUUGUAUCUACAUUUUUAUCCGGCUAA